This is a messenger RNA of Erythranthe guttata (spotted monkey flower), 972 nucleotides long. Its product is annotated as transcription factor bHLH36. The record is from RefSeq and is a predicted model, not a curated record. Gene Ontology annotation, cellular component: RNA polymerase II transcription regulator complex. NCBI's taxonomy places the organism in Eukaryota, Viridiplantae, Streptophyta, Magnoliopsida, Lamiales, Phrymaceae. Gene Ontology annotation, biological process: regulation of transcription by RNA polymerase II. Gene Ontology annotation, molecular function: protein dimerization activity; RNA polymerase II transcription regulatory region sequence-specific DNA binding; DNA-binding transcription factor activity, RNA polymerase II-specific.
GCAUAAGCCAAUUUUCAAGAAAAAAGAAAAAGCUUCUUCAAAUAAUUCAAUGGCUAGGGUUUCAUUCGCAACAUAUAAAAACACGCACAAAAAUAUAUAUAUAUCCCCGUUUACUUGAAAACAUCAAGGAAGCUUAAUUAAGGACCUUGAUCUAUCUCUAAGCUUCUUUUAUUUAUUUUUUGUUUUUAAUUUUUGGAUCUGGUUUUAGUAUACAUAUAUAUUUAUAAACCAGUAAAGAUGUUUUCUCUACAAAACGAUAAUGGCGGCGGGGUGGUAUUAUUUAAUAAUGAGGAGCCUACAAUAGUAAUUUCCGACGAGCAAGAUAAAAUCCUCGAAGAGCUGCUUGCAGACUACGGCGGCACUGAAGUAAACACCACCGCUGCAGUUCAAGAAAACAACAAUGGCGGCACCAGCAUUAGCGUUGAGUCGAAGAAAAGUGCGCAUAGAGAUAUCGAAAGGCAGCGUAGGCAAGAAAUGUCUCUCCUUUACUCUUCCCUUCGAUCCCUUCUUCCUCUCGAAUACGUCAAGGGAAAGAGAGCAGUAUCAGAUCACAUGCACCAGGCUGUGAUUUACAUAAAACAUAUGCAAACUAAAAUCGAAGAAAUGCGAAUAAAGAGAGAGAAGUUGAAUAAAUUGACGAAUAAUGUAUCAGAAACAAGAUCAGAAGAUCGUGUUAUCAUUGAAGCUGCAAAUUCUUCGCCUAAUUACUGUGUGGAGAUAAAUGUUUGCAAUGGUGGUGGAAUUAAUGAGAUUUUAAUCAGCAGUAGUAGUAUCGAUAACGGGAGUUUUUCGACAUCGAAGGUGGUCGACAAAUUGCUUAAGAGAGGUUUGAAUGUAAUCAGCUGUGUUUCUACUAGAGUGGAUAAUCUGUUCCUCCAUAAAAUUCAGAUUCAUGAGGAAAAUGAUUUCACAAGCAAUAUUGAUCUGGCCCAGCUUGAAGAGGAACUAGUCAAUGUGAUGAAACGUGUUUAA